Messenger RNA from Phragmites australis (common reed), 2180 nucleotides. RefSeq names its product sucrose transport protein SUT5-like. The transcript is spliced from 11 exons. Gene Ontology annotation, cellular component: membrane. The coding region runs from base 116 to 1795 and encodes 559 amino acids. Gene Ontology annotation, molecular function: sucrose:proton symporter activity. Gene Ontology annotation, biological process: transmembrane transport. Lineage: Eukaryota; Viridiplantae; Streptophyta; Magnoliopsida; Poales; Poaceae. The record is from RefSeq and is a predicted model, not a curated record.
CGUCUCCAUCACCAUCCAUCGUUCUCUCUCUCUCUCUCUCUCUCUCUCUCUCCCUCCCCCUCCCUCCCCGGCGACCAAUCCGCGUGCCUGUCUGUCUCCUGCUCGAGCUGCAGCGAUGGAGGACGGCAGGGGUGACAGCAAGGAGGCGGCCAGGCGCAUCGAGUGGACUACCAUGAACUUGGAGAACGGCGGCGAGAGGGGCGUUGGCAAUGGCAAUGGCCGGAAGCCGAUGAACAUCUUCCGGCUCUUCUUGGCCUGCAUGGUCUCCGGCGGCAUCCAGUAUGGCUGGGCGCUGCAACUUUCCCUCCUCUCGCCCUACUCUCAGACUCUUGGGAUUUCGCACAGCUACGUUUCCCUGACAUGGAUCUGCGGGCCUAUUGCUGGAUUUGUGGUGCAACCCAUCGUCGGUUACUACAGCGACCGAUGCACCUCGACGAUCGGGCGGCGGCGGCCCUUCAUCCUUGCUGGAUGCCUCAUCAUCUGCAUCUCUGUGAUGCUCAUCGGCUUCUCGGCGGACAUCGGGCGGCACCUCGGCGACACCAAGGAGCACUGCAGCACGUUCACCGGCUCCCGCUGGGCCGCCGCCGCCGUGUACAUUGUUGGCUUCUGGUUCCUCGACUUCGCCAACAACACCGUCCAGGGACCGGCUCGCGCGAUGAUGGCCGACCUAUCCGGUGAGCGAAAUCAUCUCAUCCAUCUACUUCUGAUGUUCGAACUUGAUCGCGUACGUGCAAGAUUAAAAUUGGUGAUGCUUAACGUUUUGUGCAAUGCAGCUGGGCAGCACGGCCCUAACGUUGGCCAGGCGAUCUUCUCCCUGUGGAUGGCUCUCGGCAGCGUCCUCGGCUACUUGUCCGGCGCCAACGCAAAAUGGCACGAGUGGUUCCCUUGGCUCAAAACCGCGGCGUGCUGCGACGCUUGCGCCAACCUUAAGGGCGCCUUCCUGACUGCAGUCGUCCUCAUUAUCAUCAGCAUGGCGGUGACCAUGUCCCUCGCCGCCGAGGAGCGGCUCAACAAGGACGACGUCGACGCCUCCUCCGGCGGCGGGUGCUGCUCCGCGUUCGCCGACCUCUUCAAGAGCCUCAAGAACCUGCCUCCCUCCAUGUUCAAAGUGCUCGCCGUCACGGCCGUCACCUGGCUCUCGUGGUUCCCGUUCUUCCAGUACAACACCGACUGGAUGGGCCGGGAGAUCUACCACGGCUUGCCGCAGGGCACGGGCGGCAAGGCCGACACAUUUAACGCAGGCGUCCGCGAGGGCGCCGUCGGCCUCCUCUUCUGCUCCAUCGCGCUCGGAGUCACCUCCUUCCUGAUCCCCAAGCUGUGCCGGAAGCUCACGUCCAGGGUCGUCUGGGCCAUCAGCAACCUGCUGGUGUUCGUCUUCCUGACGGUGAUGGUCGUCGUCGGCAUGGUCUCCAUGAAGGGCUACAAGGCCUCUCUCACCGCUGGCCUCACCGGGCCCGAUCCCACCCUCAAGGGCAUCGCGCUCGCCGUCUUCGCGCUCAUCGGCAUUCCCCAGGCCGUGCUGUUCAGUGUCCCAUGGGCCGUCGCGUCCGAGGUCGCCGCCGAGGAGGGCGGAGGCCAAGGCCUCACCAUUGGCGUCCUCAACAUCGCCAUCGUCGUUCCACAGCUGGUGAUCGCGCUCACCGCCGGCCCAAUCGACGGAGCCUUCAACAAGGGCAACACGCCGGCCUUCGGCAUCGGCGCCGCCUUUGCUGUGAUCUGCGCGGUCCUGGCGCUCGUCCUGCUCCCAAAAACGAGAGGCAUGUCCAGCGCCGCCGUCAUGGCGGGCGGGCACUGAGCUCGCACCGAGACCGCAGCGGGAUGAGAGGCAGGAACUCGAUUACAUGAUCCGGCCUCUGCUUCUUGCCGCACGCAAAUUAAACAACAAUCAUUAGGAGAGAGAACAAACUGAUGCUACCAGGUGUUCGGGGUUGGUUGUUGUCAAAUCCCUGAGUCUUGUCUGGCUUGUUCAUAUGUGAUGUUGCGCUGCAGACUUGCAUCUCAUAAUUUCGACAUUUACUUAUGUAUUUUUUAUAUCACAGCAGUAGAGGACAGGAGAGAUCUUUCCUGGUUGCAAUGUUUAGCACACCAGGAAACCUCAAAUGUUCAAGAUGAACACUAGUUCUCUCUCUCUCUCUCUGCUGUAAUGAGUAGAACUUAUCAAUGAAAUACAUUUGAAUGGC